This is a messenger RNA of Rotaria socialis, 636 nucleotides long. NCBI's taxonomy places the organism in Eukaryota, Metazoa, Rotifera, Eurotatoria, Philodinida, Philodinidae. The record is from the annotation of a GenBank genome assembly.
AUGCGUUUUAUAUUGAGAGGCUCUGUCAUUUUGUGUUUCACAAUAAGUUUCCUAUUUGUUUUGCCUGGUGUUAAUUGUAAUGUAGGCGGAAUAGUUCAAAAUGAUUGGGAGUCACUACGUGCUUUAUUUGAACAAAAUUUCCAAAAUAACGUCGAUUUAGGUGCGUCUUUAGCUGUUUACCAUCGAGGAAAGCUGGUUGUAAAUUUAUGGGGUGGAUGGUUUGAUAAACAGAAAACGAAACCCUAUGAUAACGAUACAUUACAACUGGUAUUUUCAACACCAAAAGGUCUUGUAGCGAUGACUAUCGCUCUUUGUGUCCAACGUGGCUUAUUGAACUAUACUGAUAAGGUUAUAAAGUAUUGGCCAGAGUACGGCCAGAGUGACAAGGAAAAUACAACAGUAGCCGACGUCAUGUCACAUAGAGCUGGACUGCCAGCAUUACGAAAUAGUAAUUUGUCCACUCACGAAUAUUUAGAUUGGUAUUCAGUGAUUCAUAAAUUGGAGAAGCAAAACCCAUAUUGGGUACCGGGUACGCAGCAUGGUUAUCACGCAUAUACUUAUGGAUGGCUAGCGGGAGAACUUGUUCGACGUGUUGGUAUAAAAAAAAGGAACUUUAGGACAAUUCAUCAGAGAUGA